CUGCAGCAGCAACGCAAGGGGGCGGAGCCGAUUGGACAAGCCACGCCCCAUCUGCGACUGCACGGCUGAGCAACAAGUCGCAACCGGUCUGCAGAAUUUCCCGUUGCACGGUUAUGAUCGGCGCUCGUGCCCUUGAAGAGCGACAUACUCUCGGGUUUUUAUGAUCAUGUGAUGUUUAUAUUCGAUAAUCAUAUGUGAAUGUACACGCGGACCCGAUGGAGAAACACAUCUGCUGUGUUUGCAGUGAAAUGACGGACUGGAGUUCUGUUUGAAGAGAAUGAUGUCAGGGCUCAUUGAUCAGGGUGAUGACAUGGGCCUGGUGACCCCGAUAGAGCUGACGGACCCUCAGAAGGACGACGACCCCCAAUGCCCCGCCCACUUCAGGCAGAGUCUCAUGCUCCAGCUGAUUGACGAUCUCUCUUAUGAAGAUGUAAAGAAAUGCUACAGGGGUUCAACCGUCAGCAAAUACAACUCGCAGUACCACAAACUCUUCUCCACCGUCCCGAAGGAGGAGAUCCUCAUGAAGGUUUAUUCCUGCGCUCUUCUGCGGGACAUUCUGCUUCAAGGACGACUUUAUAUUUCCCGGAACUGGCUGUGUUUCUACGCAAACCUCUUCGGCAAAGACAUUAAGGUUGCCAUCCCGGUGGUGUCUGUGCGGCUGGUGAAGAAACACAAAACCGCCGGACUGGUUCCAAACGGACUCGCCAUCACCACCGACACCAGCCAGAAGUAUGUGUUUGUGUCUCUUCUGUCGCGGGACAGUGUGUAUGACGUGCUGAGAAGAAUCUGCACACACCUGCAGGUGAACGGUAAGAAGAGUUUAAGUCUGAAGCAGUACCUGGAGGAACCCGGGUCUCUGUCGACGGACGAGUUUCCAGUGAGCACAGACUUCACGCCGGUGUUGACAUGGCGCAGGAAACCGUCUGCACCGUCCGUAUCUUCAUCACUGCCGGACCUGCUGGGAAACUCGACGAGCAGCUUGAGCGCAGGAGACGCACCGUACAUCGCAGAGACUCCGCUGGAGGAGCGCCGUCUGGAGGCGGAGAAGAUCCUGCUGGCAGAACCCGUGGCAGAACUGGGUCACAUGGAGUAUCAUCUGCUGAAGUUCUUCAUUCUGCUCAUUAUUUUGCUCAUCAUUUCCUCGUGUUAUCUGGCGUUCCGGGUCUGUAGUCUGGAACAACAACUGUCUUUCCUCAACACACAACCGGCAAUGUCCAUGAGAGAGAGGUAACCCAGGUUUAACCCCGUGCCAACCCAUCAGGAGAGCGCGUCUCUCACCAUUACACCAGCUCAAGCACAGGUACAGCACUAGUCACCGAGUAGUUAGCUAAUGGACCAGCAGAGGGCGCCGGUGAGCCGCGAGAGCCGGACUGCUGACCUGUGAAGAUUCCCACAGCAGGAAUAUUAGCCAUAGUUGCCUGGCUUCACUAACACCUCCGCGUUCAGGACGGAUGAUCAGGGUUACGUUGGUGACACUUUCAUGUUACGGAGAACGUUUCACAUUUUUAACUCUUUCUGUGUCAAUAUUGUUGUUUUUAUGGAGCAAACAUUUCUGUUAUCCUGCCCCAAAUGUGCAUGUUUACCAGUGUUUAGUGCACUGCCAGAAUCACCUUCAUGAGUAUUUUUGUCUUGUUCACCGGUAAAAGUAUGCCAAGAUCCUAAACGCGAAGGUCACGGGUUCGAUUCCCGGGAAAAAUUACGUUGUUUUGGUUUUUGUACAAUGCAUUUUUAUACCAAAUUUCAAAAAAUGAACUUAACUCAAGAGAAAUUCUCUGAAAACGUGUCUUAAUAUCUUAUGCUGUUUUGUUUGCAGGUUUUUUUAAUGAUAUUUUUACUGAAAAACGAGACAAAAUGCGAAUUAAGAAUGAUUUUUGCAGUGAACAGAUGAGAUGUUCUGGGUUUUCUUGUGGACUUGAAGAGAAAAGUAAGAAUUGAUAUUAUUCACACACAUUUCAAGAUCAUUUCAAAGCAAGGACGGAAGGUGAAAGGUCAAGGUCAAGUGAAUCUGAGAGGGUUUAGUUGUGAAGGACUGGAGUUUGGGUUCAAUCAUGGUUAGAUCUCCUGUUGACUGUAUUAAAGUGCAUUAUGGGGCGUCUGUAGGUCGUUACGUACUUGAAAUAUACGCUUGCAUUUCUGGCAUGCUAGAUGAUGUAGGAUAUGGAUAUUUAAUAGUUGUGCUGUAAAUGAGAGAUUGUAGUCGUGAUGUUUUUGUACAUGCUCAUGAUUUCUGCCACGCUGUAGAUGUUUUAUAACUUUCUUUCUGACACAAGCAGACGGGAGGUAGAAAGUUCAAACUAAUAAAAACUUUCACCACA
Molecule: messenger RNA, 2315 nt
Organism: Megalobrama amblycephala (Wuchang bream)
Lineage: Eukaryota; Metazoa; Chordata; Actinopteri; Cypriniformes; Xenocyprididae
Product: GRAM domain-containing protein 2A
Exons: 12
Coding region: 278-1231 (317 amino acids)
Biological process (GO): regulation of store-operated calcium entry
Cellular component (GO): endoplasmic reticulum membrane; organelle membrane contact site; extrinsic component of cytoplasmic side of plasma membrane
Molecular function (GO): phosphatidylinositol-4,5-bisphosphate binding
Source: RefSeq, a predicted model, not a curated record